Pygoscelis adeliae (Adelie penguin) is the source of this 477-nucleotide messenger RNA. RefSeq names its product testis-specific serine kinase 3 (gene TSSK3). Gene Ontology annotation, biological process: protein phosphorylation; intracellular signal transduction; cellular response to glucose starvation. Gene Ontology annotation, molecular function: ATP binding; protein serine/threonine kinase activity. The record is from RefSeq and is a predicted model, not a curated record. The transcript is spliced from 2 exons. The coding region runs from base 1 to 477 and encodes 158 amino acids. NCBI's taxonomy places the organism in Eukaryota, Metazoa, Chordata, Aves, Sphenisciformes, Spheniscidae.
AUGCAGGAUUAUGACUUCAUGCUGGUCGAGGCCAUCCAGUACUGCCACGACUGCGGGGUGGCCCACCGCGACCUCAAGUGCGAGAACGCCCUGCUGCAGGGCCACACCUUGAAGCUGACGGAUUUUGGCUUCGCCAAGCUGCUCCCCAGGGACCGCAGGGAGCUGAGCUGGACCUUCUGCGGCAGCACAGCCUACGCGGCGCCCGAGGUGCUGCAGGGCAUGCCCCACGACAGCUGCAAGGGCGACGUCUGGAGCAUGGGCGUCAUCCUCUACGCCCUGCUCUGUGCCCGCCUGCCCUUCGACGACACCGACAUCCCCAAGAUGCUGCACCAGCAGCAGAAAGGCGUCCCCGUCCCCGGGCACCUGGGGAUCUCCAAGGAGUGCCAGAACCUCCUGAAAAUGCUCCUGGAACCGGACAUGACCCUGAGACCCUCCAUCGGGGGGGUCAGCAGGCACCCGUGGCUAACGAACCCCUGA